UACAGCCCUUUUUCUUCCUUUCCGUUCGCUUCUUCUACUUCUCCUCCUUCCACCUACGCGGAUUCACAAUUACCACCUCACCAAAGAAAAAAAAUUAAAACUAAAAAGUCAAAUAAAGGCAAUAAAGAAAACUUCCUUCUUCCACCAUGUCCGUGGAGGCAUCAAUACAAACACGACCCAUUCAUUUAUUAUUUGCUAUCCAAACACACACCAAGACACGCUCAAACACACACGGAGACUAAUUCUUGAGUACAGCUUUCUUUUGGGUUCUGAAGUUUUGAUUUUGAUCUUCAUACUAGCUUUAAGAUUGAAAAGGGUCUCUGAAUCUACCAAUAUUUGUUCAUAUUUUGGAUUAUAUUGGAAGAAAUUCUGGAUUUUUUGGUUUAUGGCUUCAGCAGCGGUUUUCUCAUCAUUACGGCGACGGAGGACGCCGUCACUGGAGGCUUUAUUGGCGCCGGUGGAGUUGUCCGAGGAGAAAUUAUUGGUAAUUUUGACAGGAAUAUCAUCUGAGCUGAUUUCAACAUUUUCUUUGAACAACAAGACGAUGUCGUUUCAGCGGAAGAAUUCGCGGAACCUGGUCAGAAAGAUUGAGGUUUUCGCGGUUCUUCUUGAGUGUUUGUUGGAUUCUACAUCUGGGAUUUCAUCAAUAUUGCCUUCUACAGCUGUUUUGUGCUUCAAGGAGUUGUACCUUGUUCUUUACAGGUCCAAGAUUCUUCUUGAAUAUUGCCUGCAAUCGAGUAAGUUAUGGCUUUUGCUUCAAAACCAUUCGAUUUCUGGUCAUUUCCACGAUUUGAGUCAAGAAAUUUCCACCCUUUUGGAUGUUCUUCCUUUGGAUGGAUUGAAUUUGCCUGAUGAUGUUGUUGAACAAGUACAAUUAAUAAAGAAACAGUCAAGAAAGUCUAAAUUGUUCAUUGAUAGAGGUGAUGAAACUUUGAGAUUGAAACUCUAUUCAUUCUUGAAUGAAUUUGAGUGUGGAUAUAUACCUGAUCGGUUUCAACUGUACUCAUUUUUUGUCGAAAAGUUGGGGAUUAGAGAUGCUAGGAGUGGUAGAAUGGAGAUUGAGUUUUUGGAGGAGCAGAUUGCAAAUCAUGAUGGGGAUAUUGAGCCCACAGCUUCUGUAUUGAAUGGAUUUGUGGCCUUGACACGUUAUUGUAGGUUUCUGUUGUUUGGAUUUGAGGAGGAUGAAGUACAAAUGAGGAUCAGGAAGCAUAAGAAACUGAAAAAGGGAUUGCUUACUCAAGAGAUAGCUGAGACGUUUAUUACAAUCCCAAAGGACUUUUGCUGUCCCAUAUCAUUAGAUUUGAUGAGGGAUCCUGUGAUAAUAUCAACUGGCCAGACCUAUGAUCGGAGUUCAAUAUCAAGAUGGAUGGAGGAAGGGCAUUGUACUUGCCCGAAAACAGGGCAAAUGCUUGUUCAUACUAAGCUUGUGCCGAAUAGGGCACUCAGAAAUUUGAUCAUGCAGUGGUGUUCUGCACAUGGAUUCCCAUGCGAUCCACCAGAGCAUGGCGAUCCUUGUUGUGAUAUAAUUGCAGCUACUUCACCUAGCAAGGCUACAGUUGAAGCCAAUAAGGCCACUGCACGUAUUCUCAUUCAGCAGCUGGCAAAUGGAUCCGAGGGUGCAAAAACUAUUGCUGCACGAGAAUUAAGACUGCUAGCGAAAAAUGGAAAAGAAAACAGAGCUUAUAUCGCAGAAGCUGGUGCUAUUCCUCACCUGAAAAAGCUGCUUUCUUCUCCUGAUGCAGUUGCACAAGAGAAUUCUGUGACUGCUAUGCUUAAUUUGUCAAUUUAUGAUAAGAACAAAAGCAGAAUAGUUGAUGAAGAUGGAUGUCUAGAAUCUAUAGUUCGUGUUCUUAAAUUUGGGUGCACUACAGAGGCCAGGGAAAAUGCUGCAGCAACUUUAUUCAGUCUGUCUGCUGUUCAUGACUAUAAAAAGAGAAUAGCAUUAGAAGAUGGUGCAGUUGAAGCCUUGGCAGGGCUGUUAAGAGAAGGGACACCCAGAGGAAAGAAGGAUGCUGUGACUGCUCUGUUUAAUUUGUCUACUCAUACAGAUAAUUGCGUGAGAAUGAUAGAUUCAGGUGCUGUUACUGCUUUAGUUGGAGCCUUGGGAUGUGAAGGUGUUGCUGAAGAAGCAGCAGGUGCGUUGGCCCUGAUUGUUAGGCAACCAAUUGGGGCUGAAGCAGUUGGAAAUGAGGAAAAGGCAGUAGCAGGUCUAAUUGGAAUGAUGCGAUGUGGGACUCCUAGGGCAAAAGAGAAUGCAGUUGCCGCGCUGCUGGAAUUAUGUCGGAGUGGUGGUUCUGCCGCAGCAGAGAAGGUGUUGAAAGCACCUGCAUUGGCGGGUUUGCUUCAAACCUUGCUCUUCACUGGGACAAAGAGAGCAAGAAGAAAAGCUGCAUCCCUUGCUAGAGUUUUCCAGAGGUGUGAGAAUGCAUCGCUGCAUUAUGGCGGAUUGGGAGUAGGGUAUGCAUUUGCAGGGAACUCUGCAACAAGUAGGGAAAUAAGUUUCAGUAGUGAAUAUGUGAUGCCUGUGCCUGUGUCAGUGCCGGUAUUGUAGUCAUAACUUGUACACUUGUUUUGUUAUUCAUUUUCUUCCCAUUUUUGCCUGUAAUAUUCAAAAUUUUUUUUAAGUUAUUAGUGUAAAAAAGUGAAAUGAAGUCAUAGGAAUACAAUUAUUGAUUUA
Molecule: messenger RNA, 2677 nt
Organism: Coffea eugenioides
Lineage: Eukaryota; Viridiplantae; Streptophyta; Magnoliopsida; Gentianales; Rubiaceae
Product: U-box domain-containing protein 17
Exons: 1
Coding region: 386-2551 (721 amino acids)
Biological process (GO): protein ubiquitination
Cellular component (GO): cytoplasm; nucleus
Molecular function (GO): ubiquitin-protein transferase activity; protein binding
Source: RefSeq, a predicted model, not a curated record